UCUUGUCUUGAAUCUGUUUGUUAGCUUAACUGUAGCUGUGUUUAGCUCACUAAAACCUUCAGAAAUCUUACCUGGCAGCGUAUAAACUGUAGACAACACGCAGGUCCAUGUUUGGUUUCUGUCCCUGCUCUUAAAACAGAAGCUUUAUUCACGGAUAGUCUUAGUAAGUGGGAGAGUCUGCUGUAUGUGAGCUGAGCCAUGUUUAGCUGUUUGGAUCAGAUGCCACUUGGCUCGCUACCAUGGUGGGCAUCAAGCUUGCGCAAAGUGCGAAUGCGUGUAUUGUGGAUGUUCACGGUAUUUUAAUAAUAAGAGUUAUCUUUUCAUUGUUUCAUAAUUGAAUAAAGCUGAAUAUAGUAAUUUUACUCUAAAAAUAGCAUUAAUAAUUUUAAGUGUAUAGUUAUUGGGUCAUGUUUAGAUUUACAUCAUUUUAAUUUAUUUCUACUUGAUAUCAGAUUUAUAGCAAAGAUGAAAAAAAACAACAAUAUAUGAGAUAUGAAGCCUUACAUUAUCUAAGUCACCUUACAAUUUGAACAUUGAGUUUUUUUUAUUAAAUAUAAUCCCUGCUUUGCUCCUCUUUUUUAUUUAAAUUCACGUUAAUCUGGUGCUUCAUUUAUUAACUCUCGUUGUUUUUUCCUUGUUGUUUAUUUAAAUGUUAACACUUUACGAUGUUGUAAUGGUCAGCAAAAGCUUACACAACCUAGUACAAGAGAACACAGAUGGAAAAUCGCUGCGAAAUAAUGCGCAACCAUGAGAACCUUUGGGGACAUUUGACUGACGUUAAUACGGAAGUGAUUUUCAUGUGUGUUUCAUGAUCUGUCCUCCAUUCAUCAGAAUUACUGCCAGCUUAUCUUCCGAUGUUGUUUUGAAAAUCAAUGAUUUGAGGUUUGUAGAUUCAGCUGGACGCUUCACUUCAAACUUAUAAACUGCAGUGAUGACAGAGAAAGGCAGUGGUGCUCCUGUGGCUCGGUCGAUGCUGCAGCAGUGUCUGCAGGCCAGGCUUCAGGUCAAACCUGCAGAUGAACACUCGGAGGCUGAGUUUGUACAGAUUGAGAGAGGAAUGGUGAUCUACAUCUGUUUCUUCAAAGGAGCCAAGGACGACAUCCUUCCAAAGAUGGUAUCCACUCUUUUAAACCUGCGACUGUCUGAGACCGACUCAGGGAAGUUGGUGUCGGUGUUGGAGCUUCCCGGCAGCGUUCUGAUCGUCCCUCAGGCCACGCUGGGUGGGAAGGCUAAAGGCCGAGCCAUGCAGUACCACAACAACAUUAACAAAGAGGACGGACUGCGGCUCUAUGACACCUUUGUUUCACUGUGUCAGAAGGAACUGAAUGCUGCUGCUGCUGCUUCAGGAGGGAGCGAAGCUGAAGUGACGGUGAAACACGGGACAUACGGAAACAGACAAGUUCUGAAAAUUGACACUAAUGGUCCAUACACACAUCUGAUGGAGUUCUGAACGGCAGGUUUUGGAUUUUUCUCUUAAUAAAUGUGUAAAUAUAUACCAAAAAGAUAGGGAAAGAAAAUAUGACUAAAUCUUUAAUGUAUUUUCAUUUGAUGAUUGUAUUUUCUAUAAACACAAAAAACUUUCAAACA
Notolabrus celidotus (New Zealand spotty) is the source of this 1587-nucleotide messenger RNA. Its product is annotated as D-aminoacyl-tRNA deacylase 2-like. The record is from RefSeq and is a predicted model, not a curated record. Gene Ontology annotation, cellular component: cytoplasm. Gene Ontology annotation, molecular function: D-tyrosyl-tRNA(Tyr) deacylase activity. Lineage: Eukaryota; Metazoa; Chordata; Actinopteri; Labriformes; Labridae. The transcript is spliced from 3 exons. Gene Ontology annotation, biological process: tRNA metabolic process. Bases 932 to 1450 code for a protein of 172 amino acids.